Anopheles aquasalis is the source of this 1588-nucleotide messenger RNA. Its product is annotated as protein arginine methyltransferase NDUFAF7 homolog, mitochondrial. Gene Ontology annotation, biological process: mitochondrial respiratory chain complex I assembly. Gene Ontology annotation, cellular component: mitochondrion. NCBI's taxonomy places the organism in Eukaryota, Metazoa, Arthropoda, Insecta, Diptera, Culicidae. Gene Ontology annotation, molecular function: protein-arginine omega-N symmetric methyltransferase activity. The record is from RefSeq and is a predicted model, not a curated record.
ACGGGUUUCUUACUCCUCAAAGCGAAAACAACAUCUCCGAUGGCAACAAAAACAUACCGCUGUCAGGGACCAACAACUUCGCGAGAACUUGUUUACAUGGUUUGGUAAUCAUGCACACCGCAAAGUGCAAUCCCGUUCGCCGGUUGCUAGGAUAUUUAGCGGUCGAUUCGAUCGCAAGCAGCUCGUUCCGCAAGAUAGAUCGUACGUAUUGCUAUAAAGCCGUUAAUAGGCGGGCUGUGACCGAGCUUAAAAAUCUCCGGCGUGACCUUCCGGCCGACCGGCAUGGAGCCGGCAGUAACCAGAGACCGCUGGCGGAUCAGCUGCAGGCACGGAUCCGAGCGACAGGUCCGAUCACCGUGGCCUCUUACAUGAAGGAAGUGCUCCUGAAUCCUUCGGCAGGAUAUUACAGCACGAAGGACAACGUGCUCGGCAGUGGAGGCGACUUUAUUACAGCUCCGGAAAUUGGCCAAAUCUUCGGUGAGCUGAUUGCCGUGUGGUGCGUAAAUGAGCUGCAAAAGUUCAACUAUGAUGGACACAUCCAGUUGAUUGAACUCGGACCAGGCCGGGGGACGCUGAUGCAGGACGUUUUACGUGUCUGCGAACAGUUUGGGUACACCAAGGACCGCAUCGGAGUACAUCUGGUCGAGAUGAGUGCACAGCUUCAACACACCCAAGCCGAACGUCUCUGUAAUGGGCAGAUAGAACGUGGAGAACCGAGCGAACCUUAUGUGCAACGGGGAACGACCUCCAGCGGUAUUGAGGUGCGCUGGUACUCGGAUAUAGUGGAGGUUCCCAAGGGUUUCACCGUUGUUAUUGCGAACGAGUUUUUCGAUGCACUACCAGCGCACGUAUUCUGUAAAGAGGUCACAGAAGGCGAUGCAGGCGGAGCUUCUUGGAAGGAGGUGUUGAUCGAUAUUAAUCCGGCGGCAACAAACGGACCGGGAUUCCGUUUUAUACAGUCCAACAAAGCCACCCCAUACUCAGUAGUGUUUGGGAAGCGAUUCAACGAAAAGGACCAUCUACUUCAGGGUCGCAAUCGGGUGGAGGUGUCCUUUGAGAUGGAACAAAUAGCACAGAAUCUAGCACAGCGAUUCAACGAUCAAGGAGGCUUCGGUCUGAUCAUCGACUACGGUCACGAGGGAGAUAAGAUGGACACUUUCAGGUCAUUUAAAGAACACAAACUACACGAUCCACUAGUGAAUCCGGGUGUGGCCGAUCUGACGGUGGAUGUCGACUUUGGCUUUCUGAAGCAUUUCCUUCAGCAGGACGAUAAGGCCAUCGCGCUGGGUCCCGUAUCUCAGGGUGCGUUUCUCAAAGCCAUGCAAGGUGCAGCUCGUUUAGAGAACCUUUUGAAAGCAACAACAGAUGAAGCUCGCCGAAAGAUGCUCGUCAGUGGGUAUGACGAGCUUACGAAUCCAACAAAGAUGGGUGAACGCUUCAAGCUGCUUUCCGUAUUUCCGGCCACACUGAAGCAGCAUCUGCAAACGGCCAACAACGUGAUAGGAUUUGAUAGUCAACCGAAAUCACAGGUGUAAGGAAGCUGAGCAGCAAAUCGAUCGCGAAAUACACGAUUAGUUUGAGUGAAGGA